UUCAAAUAGCGGACGGCGUACGCGAUCGCUCACUCCUCCACUGCGGCUCACGGCUACGCUUUCCAUUCAUCCAUUGGAUCCCUCUUCUCCUCUUCUCUCUCUCUCUCUCUCGCUAGGGUUAGGGUUUCGAUCAUCGCGCGCGGCUUACCAGGCACGCUGUCUCAGAAGAUGAGUUACCAGAUGAAUUCUCCUUUCUUGUUCCCUCCCCUGCAGCCGCAGGGCAUGGAAAUCUUGGCAAACGACUGGAAUUUGGUCAUCAAAGUGAACUAUCAUGACACUCUCAAGAGAUUUGGUGCCCAUGUCUCCGGGAAAAGGCUGGAUCAUGACAUGACUAGGCUGAAAACAAAAAUAAUUGACCUCUUCAAGUUCGGACCAGAUGAUAAUUUCACUCUCACUUACUUUGAUGAAGAUGGUGAUACUGUAACACUUGAUACUGAUGACGAACUUCAUGAUGCUGCUAUCAGUCAACGAUUGAACCCUCUUAGGAUAAAUGUUAUUAUGAAAUCUCAUGCUGAUGGAAAAUCUGAGCCAGCUAGCUCCACCCCCUCAAACUCACCAAAUAUCCAGACUAAGCAACUUCAAGCCAAUGUUAUUACUGAAGCAUUAAAUUCUCUCCCUGAACCACUUCGCAGUACACUAUCAAAACUUUCUGAAGAUUUAUUGUCAAAAGCUACAUCCUCUUCACCUGCUGUUGCUGAGUUUGUGGAGUAUUUUUCAAAGCUUGGGUUAUCCAAUGUUAAUCAAUUUUCCCAAGGCACUUCUGGUGAAUCGUCAGGCGCAGAUGUCAAUGCUUCAAAAAUAGAUAAGCCAUCGAAUGAUUCUCCUGCUGGACAUGCCUUCUCUUCUCCUCCCAAUGCUGUUAGUCACAUUACAGAAUCUUCUCAUGGGAAACAUGGGAGUGGUAAUGUAGAAAAGGGCGCUGGGGCCAAGCUUUCAACAUCUGCUGACAUUAAUAGGGAUAAUGUUCCUCAGAACCAACAUGCUUUAGGAGAUCCUUUUGUUGAUGAUUUAUUGUCUUCCAUUUGGACUAGUGCUAACAUGGAGCCAGGGAGGGAACCCGGUCAGGUUCUUUAUGAUGGUAAAUCUGCAGGUGGCUCUCAGCCUGCGAUACCUGCUGCCCGUAUUUUGGAACCUACUUCAAGUUCAGAUAGGCUGAGGACACUGGAGCCAUCUUUUCAACCCGCAAAUGUAGCAUCCAAGGGAUUUAUUGGUGGUGCCAACUCACAAUUUCACCCUGGAACUACUUCCACAACACCAGUCGGUUUAAAUCCCUGUCCGAAUAGGAUCAAUAUACCCUCACAUGGUUUUCUUCCAAGUUGGCUCAAUCCCAAAGCACAUCCAUACAGAAGGGGCCAUUCCUACAUUGACAGUGCAUUUCGUACUUUCCACAGAGGUGUUCAAUGUGAUAACUGUGGAAUGCAUCCUAUCAUGGGGCCACGCUAUAAAUCAAAUGUGAAGGAAGACUAUGACUUGUGCAGCAUUUGUUUCGCACAGAUCGGUAAUGAUGCUGAUUACACCAAGAUAGACCGUGUUCCUUACCGUUCUCCAAGGCUGUUUAAGGAAUCGUACAACCCGCAUUCUCGAUCUCGGUCUUCAUCCCAUGGUUUCCAUGGUUGUGGGUCCAGAUCAUCUAGAUCAAAACUUGAUAGCCGCUUCAUUCAAGAUGUGACAGUCUUGGAUGGAACCAUCAUGUCCCCGUCUACUCCUUUCACUAAGAUAUGGCGGUUGCGUAACAAUGGAACCAUUCCAUGGUUUGUUGGUACUCAGCUUGUGUGGAUUGGUGGUGAUCGACUUGGCAAUCAAACUUCUGUUGAGUUGGAGAUUCCCGGGGAAGGAUAUCCUGUGGAUGCAGAGCUUGAUGUUGCAGUUGACUUCACCGCACCGUCAAGUCCUGGCAGGUACAUCUCAUAUUGGAGGAUGGCCUCACCUUCUGGGCAGAAAUUUGGUCAACGAGUUUGGUUGCUUAUCCAGGUUGAUAAUUCUCGACCAAGUUCUUCUUCUAGUUACCAUGCAGAUAUUAACUUGAACCUGCCUCCUGAAAACAAUUACGGCAAUGGAGCGCGAGUGAACAUAGAUGUGAAUGCCCAUCCUGCAGAUGCUGUAUCUGCUGGACCUGAUGUUACCAAUAUGAAUACCGUGGAAGAUUUUGCACCAUUCUUCAUUCAAAUACCUGUCCAGAAUGUGGAACCUGCUCCGGCUGCUGCUGAGUUGCUCGGUACCUCUGAUGAGCCAACACAGCCCAUGCCCAAAGCGUCCUCCCCAAUUUCAUAUCCCAUCAUUGAGCCACCACCACAGCCCAUGCCCAAAACACCCUCCCCAAUUUCAUAUCCUAUCAUUGAGUUCCCUUCACCGUCAUCAUCACCACCACCUGUUCAUGUUGGAUCCUCAUCCAAAUUGGAUGCCGAUGACAAUCCUGUUGAAAAUACGCUCUUGAAGGAGUUGGAAGAGAUGGGCUUUAAACAAAUCGACUUAAACAAGGAGGUUCUCAGGCUAAAUGAGUACGAUCUGGAGCAGUCUGUGGAUGAUCUCUGUGGCUUUUCCGAAUGGGAUCCCCUUCUCAAAGAACUGAAGUUUAUGGGUUUCUCCGACGCGGAAACAAACAGGAAGCUGCUGAUAAAGAAUGGUGGAAGCAUCAAACGAGUUGUGCUGGAUCUCAUUUCUGAGGAGAAAGCUGAAUAGAGAGUGCUGCAUUUGGGUUUCUUCUUGAAAUCCAAGAAACAAAUCACAAAAACUCUGGUGUGUCUUUUAAUCAGUCUAUUUUCUUUCAAUUGCACUGUUAUGCUUGGAUGUGGCUUGGUGUUUGUGUUGAAUAUAUGGUGCUUUGUCCUGAGGGCAGGGAACCUUUACUAUUCUGUUUGUCAUCUGUGAUCGUAUCACUUUGUUUAUAAAUAAAUGUGAGUUACUAGUGACUUAUAUAAUUGGGUUGUGUUUUGAUUUU
This is a messenger RNA of Dioscorea cayenensis subsp. rotundata (Guinea yam), 2938 nucleotides long. Its product is annotated as protein NBR1 homolog. Bases 169 to 2679 code for a protein of 836 amino acids. Gene Ontology annotation, molecular function: zinc ion binding; protein binding. The record is from RefSeq and is a predicted model, not a curated record. The transcript is spliced from 7 exons. NCBI's taxonomy places the organism in Eukaryota, Viridiplantae, Streptophyta, Magnoliopsida, Dioscoreales, Dioscoreaceae.